Molecule: messenger RNA, 2243 nt
Organism: Plectropomus leopardus (leopard coralgrouper)
Lineage: Eukaryota; Metazoa; Chordata; Actinopteri; Perciformes; Serranidae
Gene: gpr137
Product: G protein-coupled receptor 137
Biological process (GO): positive regulation of TORC1 signaling
Cellular component (GO): lysosomal membrane
Source: RefSeq, a predicted model, not a curated record
GCACCGCCUAUGAAGUGUGACGUAAUCACACAACACGGAAACAAGGGAUUACAGUCAGCGGCUGCUGCGUAUCGGAGCCUGGUGUCCACUUAAAAUAAGGUCUCCCAUGGUAACUGAGAGGAUGCUGGACAGUUAGUUUGUCCUGUCAGUUCUCCAAUGGAAGCCCUAGUCACAGCUGCCCCUUCUCCCAACUCCACCGCCCUGCCUGUCCCGGUCCCCAUCUCCCUGCGUCCGGCCGUCGCCCCAUCGGUCCAGCUCGGCUUCACCGUCCUCUACACGGCCCUGUACGGCGGACUGUUCCUGGUGGUGUACGUCCAGCUCUGGCUUCUCUUCCUCUACAGACACAAGAGAUGGAGCUACCAGAGCGUCUUUCUGUUCCUCUGCCUGUUCUGGGCUGCCCUCCGCACCACCCUGUUUUCCUUUUACUUCUGCAACGCUCUGGAGGCCAACCAACUACCUGUAGCCGUCUACUGGCUGCUGUACUGCUUCCCCGUGUGUCUGCAGUUCUUCACUCUCAGCCUUAUUAACCUGUAUUUCACUCAGGUGUUACUCAAAGUCAGAGAGAAUUACAGCACAGAUGUGGACAAAAGAGUGUGGCUGUCACGUUGCAUGUACGGCGCACUGAGCUUAAUCUUCCUCUGCGUCAAUGUGGUUUGUGCGGCUCUCGGCGACAGAGGAGCCGGCGGCGGGUCAGGGGAGAGGACCUGGGGUCUGGUUCUGGUUCGGGUUCUGGUCAACGACAUGCUCUUCAUCCUGGAUGCAGUGUUAUUGGCCGCCUUGCUGUUGCUCCUGACCAAACACUCCCGCUCCACCAGCCCCUACCUGAUGAGCAAGGGAACCACAGUGUGCCGUACAGCCACGCUGGGCGCAGCGGUGAUCCUGCUGUUUGCCAGUCGAGCCUGCUACAACCUGACGGUGCUCAUUCUGUCUCAGAGCCACCGAGUGGAGUCAUUCAACUUCGACUGGUACAACGUCUCCGACCAGGCUGACCUGCGUAGUGAGCUGGGCGACAGGGGCUACCUGGCGUUUGGUGCCAUCCUCUUCAUAUGGGAGCUGCUCCCAACCAGUCUGCUCAUCCUCAUCUUCAGAGUUCGACGGCCCGCUCAGGAGUCCAGCAGCAUGGCCGUUAACAACAGGGUGUUACCUCGUCCAUAUUUCUUUGAUGACCCUCAAGGCAGCGAUGAGGACGCACCCGUUCCCUGGGCUCGCAGCUCACGCCCACACUCAAGCUGGUACGGCUCCGAGAGCGCUCCUCUCCUGUUUGCCAGCAACCCUCCAGACCAGAGCCACCAGCACCACUCGUUCUACUCCACCCCCCAGAACUGACCCUGACUGCUCAGCACUUAAUCGGGGUCGCCGUGUCCUCGAUGACAUUCAUCUCAAGGACAGACGACACACACCUACCAGCCAGCAGUCGCGUCCUCUGCAAAAAGCCCCUUUGCACUGAAAACCUCAGGAAUUCACCAGCAAACAGUGAAAAUGCACCUUGUAGUUUUUGACAGAGAGUAUAUUGAACUUUUAUUCGUGGCUCAAAGGGAACAAAUCGGGUGGGAGAAGCCUGACACAUGGUGCUCAGGGAUCAGGUGAGAUUUAGUCGAAAUGUUAGCUUAUUUUAAAUAAGUCAUGUCGUGUUGUUGAACUUUUAUAAUUCCUAAAAUAAUUGCACAUUUAGCUUUAUCAGCAUUCCUUAUUAAAUCCAUGCACAUGAUUUAGUACAUAAGCUCCUUUGGUAAAAACCACUGACCUACUAGUUUUGGGAAGUCAUUUUUCUCCUACAUUGUUCCAAAUGUACAGGAAACUGACUCAAAUACAAAUGAUCAUCUGUCUCUUUUGGCAUUUGGUGUUCUGUUUUUUUACAACCUGUAAUGUAUUUUGACACUUUUAAUAAAUGAUUCCAAAUCUCUUUCUGAACUGUACAUUACUGCAGGUGUUUUUACAUCUCUCGAUUGUUCUUUUGUAAGUUCCCUUUAAGGCCAGUGUUGUGGUUUGUUUCAUACUGUUUAACUUAAAAAAGUUGGUUUUGAUUCUCGUUUCCUUCCAGUAUGAUUGUAUUUCAUGGAAGUUUAACUUUUUUUUAUAUUUACUGUUGUACCUUUAAUCGUAGCUUAAAAAAAAUCAAAUGUCAUUCUCCUUCAUGUCUUUACAGGGAUGAGACUUCCUCAUAGCGAGUCACUCACUUGUGACUCACCACAUGAUUGAUAUUUACUGUGUAAACAACAAACCAAUAAAAAAAUUCAAAAUGA